Messenger RNA from Galdieria sulphuraria, 1635 nucleotides. RefSeq names its product cystathionine beta-synthase. NCBI's taxonomy places the organism in Eukaryota, Rhodophyta, Bangiophyceae, Galdieriales, Galdieriaceae. Gene Ontology annotation, molecular function: cystathionine beta-synthase activity; cysteine synthase activity. The coding region runs from base 9 to 1586 and encodes 525 amino acids. The record is from RefSeq and is a predicted model, not a curated record. Gene Ontology annotation, cellular component: cytoplasm. The transcript has 10 exons.
GGACAAACAUGUCGACCAACUCUAAACCUUGUCAGUGGGCAAAGGUUGCCUUACAAGGAAUCGAAUUGGAGGACCCUCAUCCCCAUAUGUUUUUGAAAGAGCCAAUAUUUCCUGCAAAGGAUAGCAUUUUGGAUUGCAUAGGCAACACGCCUCUUGUCCGUUUGAGAAGAAUUGAGCAAGCUGAGAAUCUUUCCUUUGAAGUUUACGCAAAGUGCGAAUUCAUGAACGCUGGAGGCUCUGUGAAGGACCGUAUUGGAAUACGUAUGGUAGAAGAUGCGGAAAAGAAGGGGUUGAUAAAACCAGGAUAUACCUUGAUAGAACCAACUUCAGGAAAUACAGGAAUAGGCAUUGCUUUAGCUGCAGCAGUAAAAGGUUACAAUUGUAUUAUUACGAUGCCAGAGAAGAUGUCCGAGGAGAAAGUAAACAUCUUGAAAGCUUUGGGAGCUGAAAUAGUACGAACACCCACCGAAGCAGCUUACAACUCUCCCGAGUCACAUAUUCAAGUAGCUCAAAGGUUGAACAAAGAGAUACCCAACUCGUUCAUUUUGGAUCAGUAUUCUAAUCCAAGCAAUCCACUAGCACACUACGAUAGCACAGCAGAAGAAAUAAUUCAGCAGGUUGAUAGAGUAGAUAUUUUGGUAGCUGGUGCUGGAACUGGUGGAACGAUUUCUGGUAUUGGAAGAAAACUGAGAGAGAUAUACAAAAAGAACGUCCAAAUUGUUGGUGUCGAUCCUGUUGGCAGUAUUCUUGCGCAACCAGAUUCACUUAAUACAGAAAUUUGUUCGUACAAAAUUGAAGGGAUCGGUUAUGACUUUAUUCCACGAGUACUCGAUCGUUCCAUUAUUGAUACUUGGGUUAAGACGAAUGAUUAUGAAAGUUUCCAAGCUGCGAGACGAUUGAUUCGAGAGGAAGGUCUUCUCGUGGGUGGUUCCAGUGGUUCAUGCCUAGCCGGUCUUUUGAAGAUUGCAAAAGAUAUUCCUCCUAACAAAAAGGUAGUUUUGAUUCUUCCAGACUCCAGUCGCAAUUAUAUGUCAAAAUUUAUAUCUGAUGACUGGAUGGAACAAAAUGGCUUUCUUGAGCGUCCUUCUCCCUUGGAACAUGAAACUUGGGCAUAUUUGCCUGUUACUGCAUUACCUUUACAGGAACCAGUGACAAUACUUGGCAAUGUAUCUUGUGAAGAAGCAGUAUCCAUACUUUCUUCGACUUCAUUUGACCAACUUCCAGUAUUGGAUGAAAAGGGAAAUAUUUUGGGGAUGGUAACCCAAGGCAAUUUAAUAUCACAAUUGAUGUCAAGGAGAGUUCGCAAUCAGGAUCCCGUCUGGAAAGCAGCGUAUAAACAAUUCCGGGAAGUUCGUCCAUCAACCACGUUAGCUCAGUUAUCUCGUAUAUUUCGAUAUGACCACUAUGCACUUAUUGUUUCGACACAAAAGUGUUAUGAAAGUGCAGGAACGCUUACUGAAAAGAAAAUAGUAUCCGGUAUUGUAACACAAAUCGACUUGUUAGAAUUCUUGGUUCACCAGCAUAGUUCGCAUCACGGUCCAGAACAAAAUGGACGAGACGAACGAAAAACGAAUCAAUUGGACUGAAAUAAAAAAUUAUGGCUGUAUCAAAUCAUGCUAGAGAUUUCAUUUGAUG